This is a messenger RNA of Meloidogyne enterolobii, 893 nucleotides long. NCBI's taxonomy places the organism in Eukaryota, Metazoa, Nematoda, Chromadorea, Rhabditida, Meloidogynidae. The record is from the annotation of a GenBank genome assembly.
UGAGCCGAAUAUUCGAAGAAUUAUUUAUGACAGCAAAUUCAAUCACAGGUUUAGAAUCGAUAGAUGCCGAUCCAUUAAUUACUGUCGAUGAUUCUUUAAUUUAUCCACGUGAUCUCCAAGUAUUUAUACACCCUCCGCAAUGUAUUGAUGGAUUUCCUGGCCCAAUUAGAGAUGAACAAAAUGUUUCAGGCUGGUGGCUUUUGGAUGGGGGAUCAAUUCUUCCAGUACUUGCUCUAGAUUUAAACGAGGAUGAUAUAGUUUUAGACAUGUGUGCAUCUCCUGGUGGGAAAAGUUUGUUAAUUACCCAAACUGGAAAAUUUGCUUCUCUUGUUUGUAAUGACAAUAAAUUAUCGAGACUUGGUCAACUUAGAAGAGCUUUGGCAAUGUAUAUCCCCGCUGGAAGUGAGGCAGCAUCUCGCAUUAUUUUGAAAAGAAAGGACGUUUCUAGUGUUGAAUCUUGGGAUGAAUGUGGAAUUUAUGAUAAAGUGCUUUUAGACGCUCCUUGUACUUCUGAUCGUUUAUCGGCUAAUCAAGAUGAUAAUAACAUUUUUGCAACGGAUAAAACAACGGAACGAUUAGAUUUGCCACAAAAACAAACAAAAAUGUUAAUUAAUGCUCUUCGUUCAGUCCGUGUUGGAGGUUCAGUAGUUUAUUCUACAUGUUCAUUAGCACCAACACAAAAUGAAUUAGUAGUUGAGAAUGCAGUUGUUUUGGCUCAACAACAUUACGGAAUUAAAUUUGUAGAACGUUCAUUAAAAAGAAUGGAAAAACUUUUAAAAAGGACGGGGCUUUACAGAUUUAGUGAUCAACAACAAAGAGGAAGUCUUGUUUUGCCUUAUAUUGUUUCUAAUUUUGGACCUAUGUUUAUUUGCAAAUUACAAAGAAUUAUUUAA